AGAAUCCACAUUUUCACUCUUUUCUUUCAAACCCCUCAUUCUCUUUCUUCAGAAAUGGCUUCCAAAUCCUCACUCAUUCUCUGUGUUCUUGCAAUCUGGACCCUUGGUUUAACCCAAGGUGGUUCAUCAACCCAUCAAGCUCCAACACCAUCAUUGGACUGCACAAACCUUGUCUUAACAAUGGCGGAUUGUUUGUCUUUUGUGACAAACGGAAGCACAACAACAAAACCAGAAGGUACUUGUUGUUCUGGUCUGAAAUCUGUUCUCAAAACUGCUCCUUCUUGUCUCUGUGAGGCGUUCAAGAGUAGUGCCCAGUUUGGUGUUGUCUUGAAUGUUACAAAAGCUACCUCUCUUCCUGCUGCAUGCAAAAUCUCUGCGCCUUCUGCUACAAAAUGUGGAUUGUCUGAAACUCCUACUUCCGCUCCUGCUCCUGCUGCUGCCCCUGCUGGAGGUCUCUCUCCACAAUCAUCAGCCACUUCUCCAACAUCUUCUGGUUCAUCUUCAAGUGUGAGUGGUCCUGUAAAUGAGUUAUCUCCAGCACCAACACCAUCUCUAGGGAGUACAGCAUCAGAACUAUUCCCAAUUUCAAUGGGAUCCUUACUUGUUUCUCUGUUGGUGGCUAUAAUAUUACUUUUUUAAAAUGAGUUUUCAUCUUUUCAUUUUGAGAUUAUAGAUGACAUGAGAGGGAUUAUUUUGAUGCUUUCUUUUGAGUUUUUACCAUAUGUGUGACUUAUUACUAGGAAUGACUCAAACUUAUUUACAUCCUGUACCCUCUUUAUGAUAUUAUUAUAUAUGGCUAUAUAUAUUUAUAUAACAAUUUGAAUAGCUAUAUUAUUUA
Molecule: messenger RNA, 838 nt
Organism: Vicia villosa (hairy vetch)
Lineage: Eukaryota; Viridiplantae; Streptophyta; Magnoliopsida; Fabales; Fabaceae
Product: non-specific lipid transfer protein GPI-anchored 31-like
Exons: 3
Coding region: 55-639 (194 amino acids)
Biological process (GO): lipid transport
Molecular function (GO): lipid binding
Source: RefSeq, a predicted model, not a curated record